This is a messenger RNA of Macadamia integrifolia, 1237 nucleotides long. RefSeq names its product cysteine proteinase COT44-like. The coding region runs from base 1 to 1164 and encodes 387 amino acids. Gene Ontology annotation, cellular component: lysosome. The record is from RefSeq and is a predicted model, not a curated record. Gene Ontology annotation, molecular function: cysteine-type endopeptidase activity. The transcript is spliced from 4 exons. NCBI's taxonomy places the organism in Eukaryota, Viridiplantae, Streptophyta, Magnoliopsida, Proteales, Proteaceae.
AUGGCCACUGUAUUCUUUUUCUUUGCUGUGUUGUGUCUACUUUCAUUCCCAUCUACCUCCUCUGCAUCUCCUGGUGAUACUGUCAUAGAAGUUGCUGAUGAAGAUGUUAAAUGUGAGAUAGCCCUGUUAGCAUUAUAUAGAAGAUGGCUCGCCGUCCAUCGACCCCAUGAGUAUGAUCUCCGAAACAAAGGUCAACGUUGGGGCCAUGAGAACACAUUACUGAAGAGAUUCCAAAUCUUUCAAAACAAUGUGUGGUUCAUUCACGCAAGUAAUAAAAGGAGUAACAUCACUUACACUCUGGGUCUCAAUAAAUUUGCAGAUUUGAGUAAUGAAGAAUUUCGAGCAAGGUACACUACACCUGCUCGGCAAAUGCUUCUGCAACAUCAGUCCAUGAAGCAACACUUCAGUUAUGAGAAUGUUAGGGAACCACUGCCAGCCUUCAUCGAUUGGAGGAAGAGAGGAGCCGUCACUGGAGUCAAAGACCAAGGUCCAUGUGGGAGCUGCUGGGCUUUUUCCACGGUUGCCGCGGUUGAGGGGAUCAACCAAAUCAGAACAGGAAAGUUGGUUUCCUUGUCUGAGCAAGAGCUAAUCGACUGUGAUAAGAAAGUAAAUGAAGGGUGCAAUGGUGGGCUUAUGGAUUAUGCUUUCCAGUUCAUUGUUGAGAAUGGAGGAAUUAGCUGGGAGAGUGAUUAUCCUUACACUGCUAGUGACAACAUAUGCAAUAUAACAAAGAAGAAUCCACAUACGGUCUCCAUUGAUGGUUAUGAAGAUGUUCCAGCCAACAGUCCCAAUGCACUUAUGAGAGCUGUCUCUCAUCAGCCUGUUUCGGUUGCAAUAGAAGCUGGGGGGCUUGAAUUUCAGUUCUACACCAAGGGAGUAUUUAAUGGGUUCUGUGGAACAGACCUUGAUCAUGGGGUUGCAAUCAUUGGAUAUGGGAAAACAGAAAAAGGGAUCGAGUAUUGGAUUGUGAAGAACUCAUGGGGAUCUGAUUGGGGAGAGAAUGGAUAUAUCCGGAUAAGAAGCAACUCUAAGGAGGGAUUGUGUGGGAUAAACAUGAUGGCAUCAUAUCCAAUCAAAUCCACCCCCAAUCCUACAGCCAGAACAAAUGCAAUCCUGUUCAACUCACACACUGGCGGCGAUUCUGGGCAAUUUCUUACAUCAUGAGAGAGAGAGAGAGAGAGAGAUGUUGUACUAUUGGCAAUUGGCACAAUUCCAUACUAUAUCGUUUCCUCAUUUA